This is a messenger RNA of Aspergillus candidus, 549 nucleotides long. RefSeq lists its product as uncharacterized. The transcript has a single exon. The coding region runs from base 1 to 549 and encodes 182 amino acids. Lineage: Eukaryota; Fungi; Ascomycota; Eurotiomycetes; Eurotiales; Aspergillaceae. The record is from RefSeq and is a predicted model, not a curated record.
AUGCAUUUCAAGACUGUCGGUGCCAUCCUCCUCGCCUCUUCCGGCCUGGCCUUCGCCCAGAGCCAGAGCGGCCCCAGCGGUAGCUCCCCCAGCCAGGACGCCGCCGAUUUCCUCGACGACCUCGACCUGGACAUCUCCCCCGAGGAGUUCGCCUCCGAGGUGCCCGCCCUGGCCAGCGUGCCCCCCAGCAUCGAGUCGGCCUUCGUGACCGCCGUCCCCUCCUCCGUCGCCGCUGCCUUUGCCGACCCCGAGAAGGCCGCCUCUCUCUUCAGCCAGUGGCCCAGCAACAGCGCCCCCGGCUGGUACUCUAGCCUGCCCACCUCGGUUCAGGCCUACGCCUCUUCCGUCGUCGACGAGGCUACCUCCGCUUUCCCCGAGCUUGCCUCCGUCCUGCCCACUGAGAUCUCCGAGUCCGAGGGCGGCUCUGCCGACCCCGCUGACUCCAAGGAGUCUCCCUCCGCCUCCGACAACGCCGCUGCUGCCCCCACUGGCAUGGCCGCUGGUGUUGCCGGUGCCGCCGGUAUGCUGGCCGUUGUCCUCGCCCUCUAA